GAGUAGAUGUGAUACUGAUAGGAUUGGCUACAAAGAAGGGACUGGAUUGUUGAUUACACCAAUGACGUGGAAAUUAACUUCUGUAGGAAACUCAGUACCAGUAACUAAUUCAUCAUCUCUACAGACUGGUAACUCCCUGAGUGAUGUAUUUGUAACAGAAAAAAUACUUGAAUUUGAAGAUGUUGUCAAAAAGCAUGAAGGGUUCAGGAUGUAUCUUGAAGAAAAUUCUAAAAAUGUUAAGUCUGCCAUUCAUGAACACAUAACUUCACAACUCUCACUGGUUCAUCAGAGAGAAAUCCAGCUGUAUCGCCAAGUUGAUGCUAUGAUGGCACAUCAGAAUGCCUUACUUCAGAACCAUCUUGCUCAACUGUAUCAGACUUUGGGAAGCUUAAAAUCUUUCACAAAAUUUCUAGAAGAAAACCGCUUGGCACCAUCAUCUGGGGUGCUGGACAGAAAUAUAGUGAAUAUUGCACAACAGUCAGUCUUUUUGAAGAAACUUGAGUUUCAGUUAGAUGGUGAACAAGAGCUUAGGUCAGCCAUACAAGGCUUUGGUCGUGUGAAAAUAGCCAAUGGACAGUCAGGUUUUUUACCUUUACCUGAAGAGGAAGACUAUGAGGAUGAUAGCCAUCACUUAUUCCAUAAAACCUUACAAGAUGAUGGGCUUCAGAAUAUUAAAAUAUGCUUUCCCAAGAUAAGAAACAAACCAGAUGAAUGGCUUAUACCAAAUUCUGGGGACAACGAAAUGGUAGAUUCAUUUUCUGUUUUUACAACAUCCCAAGAAGAACUAAAAGGGAUGAGUACAAAUCAUGAAUCUCUAUCUUCUUUGAGAUCUGUACUUGGAACAUUGGACUUACCUGUCAUUGAUGAUAAAGAUUGGCUCAGUAGCAGUGUGCAGGAAGUGAAUUUUCAGCUUGAGGAUAGAAGGUCACCAGUUGGUUCUUCUGACCCUGAACCAGCAAGCUAUAACAGAUGGCUACAAAACCCAAAAUGUCUUCCAGGUUUCCAAAACUCGGUUUCCAAAAAUAAUGAGGACCAGUGUGAUACAGAGAGUAAUGUCCUUCAAGCUACUCGAGAGAAACAGAUUAUUAAAGCUUUAAAAGAUCAAAUUUCUAUGAUACAAAAUCAAGAUAACAAGUGUUUUUUAAAGGAGCAGGUAACUCAUAAUGCAACAGAUUUUAAAAAGGGAUUACAUGAGACUAAUCACAAUAUAUCUAACCAUGAAUUUAAAAAAAGUCAAGAAAAAGAUUCAGUGAUCCAACAUUUCAGCCAGUCUUUAUUAAAAAGAAAUUCAUUCUUAGAGUCUCAGAUUUGGGUUAGACCCUUGUUUAAAAAUGUAGGGAUUGGUUCUGAAAGAAAAUCAAUGUCGCUGAACAUUCUGCAGAAUAUUUCUACUGAUAAAUGGCUCAGAUCUGAUAGUCAUGUUGAGCAUAAGGGUCAUGUAGAAUCACUCCUCAAUAAGAAGAAAAAUAAUAUUGUAGAUAAGGUUAAAGAGAAAUGGGUAUCUGAAAUAGAUAAAAAGAAUUCAAAUAAUUUCAACAGUUUGAUGAAAGGCAUGUUUGAAACUUAUUUUCAGCCUUUGGAUAUUCCUCUGUGGUUAGGUCACAAGGUGAUGUUUGGUCAGCCACGUCCAGAUUGGCCUUACAGCAAGGAAAAAUAUAAUUUAAUCUUUGGUGCAGACAAAAAUAAAACUGAUUCAUAGGUUUUUAAACAUUGAAGAGAUAUGAGAAAUUACUGAUUACCUUGGAUUAACUUUUUUUUUCAAAUAUUCUGUUCCUUUUUAAAUUGAUUUAGCUGAGCUGCAGAUGAAAGUACAAUAAAAACAAAUUUACCCUUGCCUAUUUAAGAAUUAAAAAAUUAUAUAUUCCUCAGUAGCUUACAAAGAAGAAUCAAAACAGUUCUUGUCCUGGUUUCAUCAUUUUCUUUAGGUUUGAUAUAAGUAUUAUUUGUAAAUUAACAUCACUAUAUAGGAAAUAAACUCUGAGAAGUGGUUGAGAGAUGCCUUCUGUAUUUGAAGUCCUACAGUUUCUAUAGAUCUUAACUGUAAGCAUAAAGAAACUCAAUUUUUAUUCAAUUUUAUGUGCAAAAAUAUCCGUUAUAACUGUUCUUUUACUUGGAUAGCAUCUAUAAAGAAAAAAUUACCCUAUAGUUACAAACUUAUUUUCCUAGAAAAAAAAUUGUUUUUGUAAAUAUUUUUUCCUACAGGAAAGGCAUUUGUAAUUUUUGUCAAGAAUCAAAAUUUUUUGGUUUGUUUUGACAAAGGAACAAAAGUGCAAAAAUUGUCCUUAAGAGUUAACAAAGUAUAAACUAGUUUAUUUUUGUAAUAUAGAGUAAAAAAAUAAAAUUUGAUAGUUCACUUACACAAGAUAACUAUACAGCUGUAUGCAUGAUAUUUGAUCUUCAAUUUCUAUUACUUUGUCAGAAUGUAAAAUUUAUAUAAUUGCAUUUGAGUAGCUAUUCAUUCAGUUUACUAGACAAUAUAUUGUAUAGAAGGCGGUAUAUAUUAUAACUAUACUUCUUUUGGAGAAUUUUAAACAGUACAUUGUACACCAUCCUUCUAUCUGAAUGUUAAAGUAUAAAACUAAAUACAGACAUAAUUACAGCCUGUUAGAUAUACAAUUUAUUGGUGCGAAAGGUUAUAUUAAAGAUGCUGCGAGGCCAAGAACAGACAUUUGUUUUUAUAUAACUGUUGAAAACUCACUCAGGUACUCAAAAUUGGUGCGAGUGAAAUAUACUUCAUUUUCUGAAGUGAUUGAUCAUUAAGACAAUUUUUGGGAAGUGUGUUCUUAAUUUUAUGUAUAUCCUGUUUUUUAAAAUAGGUAUGCUUGUGUCGAAAGUUGAACGUGCAGAUACAAGUACAUAAAUUCCGUAUUGGGUCACUAUAUAAUACGAGUCAGUUUUGAUGAUGGCUUAACAAGUUGAAAUGGUAAAAAAUUCUGUGUUGAACAAGUGCAUUUAAUAAUUGAUUUUAGUUGAUAUAUAUAUAUAUACACACGCUAUUAAUUUGUUGAACAUUGAAAAUAUAACAAUAUUAAGUGAAAACUUUUUAUUCGAACUGUAUUGUUUUUCGUUAACAAGUGCAUUUAAUAAUUAAUUUUGGUUGAUACAUAUAUAUAUAUAUGAGUUAGUUAAACACUGAAAAUAUAACAAUAUCAAACCCCCCCAAAAAAACUCGUCAUUGCUGUUUGUAGUGUUACAUUUAUACAAAAUCGUUUAACCAUAGUAAGCUGCUAGUUUGAAAGUUUUCCCUGACUCCCAGUUUAGGCUUUCAAAUAGAAGUAGAAUAAGUUGAGUUCUUGUAUAAUGGGUAUGUAACGUGUAAAAUUAUGUUUUGUUUAUAUUUCCAACUAAAGGUAAAAGGUUUAGAAUUAACGUGUAUUUCUUUGCCAAAACAAGUUAUUUUAUUCUGAUUAAACUAGUUGGAUUUAUGGUAAAAACUAGUUUAGUUUUAGAAAACAAUUUUAUGUUUAGCAGAAUAAAAUUUCAUUUCAUAUUCUUUUAAUUUUGAUAGUAGUUAAUACAAAAAUAUUGUUGUGAAUUUUUUAAGUUUUUGUUUUAGCUUGAAAAUGAAUUUUUUUUUUUUUAGGUUUUUUACAUUACGUGUGUACAAACUUAAUUAGGGAAAUGUUUGCCUCUUAUUGUCAAAUAUAUAUUUAACAAUAAGAGACAAACAUUUUCCCAAAUAAAUAUAGCUUGCCAACAUGUGCUGAUAUUUAACAUCAAGAUAUUGUUACAUGCACAUCACUUAUUUUGCAAAAUAAAAUGUUGGAAGGUUUUAAAGAAACUCGUAAUGGAAUCAUUACAUGUAAUCCAAUAUUAUAUGCUGAAUAUGUAGUUAACUGAUGAAAAUAAACGAGCAUUUAAUGUA
Molecule: messenger RNA, 3865 nt
Organism: Limulus polyphemus (Atlantic horseshoe crab)
Lineage: Eukaryota; Metazoa; Arthropoda; Merostomata; Xiphosura; Limulidae
Exons: 7
Coding region: 62-1699 (545 amino acids)
Biological process (GO): response to hormone; intracellular iron ion homeostasis
Molecular function (GO): transcription coactivator activity
Source: RefSeq, a predicted model, not a curated record